UGUCAGCUAAAGCGUCUGAUGGACGGUGAGCAUGCGUACCAUAUCUGAAGUUGAUAAAUUGAAAUUGAACAUGCGUAAUUAACCUUUCGGAAUAGGAAAAAAAAAACCAAACCACAACAGAUCUCGUCGUCUGUGGAACAUGCGCAUUCGUUCUCUGUAAUUUUUUUUGUAUUGAAAGUGAGCAUGCGCAUAAUGAGAAGGUUGCCACUCUGAAGUUUGAACCGGACAGAAACGGCUGAUCCUGGGGCUGUCAGUUGCUCACUGUUUUGAGGGAGUAAGCCUGGUUUGUGUCUCAGCAUGUCAAUAGUAACAGUGCAGCUUGGUCAGUGUGGCAAUCAGAUUGGUUUUGAAGUGUUUGAUGCUUUAUUUAGUGACUCACACUGUUCCCAGGGACUCUGCUCUAAAAGAGAGAAUGAGGCAUAUCAAGCAUCUUGCAAAGAAAGAUUCUUCAGUGAGGAGGAAAAUGGAGUUCCAAUUGCUCGUGCUGUACUUGUUGACAUGGAACCUAAAGUUAUCAAUCAAACACUGUCAAAGGCUGCCCAUUCUGGCCGAUGGAAAUAUGGCCAGCAUUCAUGCUUCUGUCAAAAACAAGGUUCUGGAAACAACUGGGCAUAUGGAUACUCUGUUCAUGGACCCAGGCAUGAAGAAUCUAUAACGAACCUAAUCCAGAAGGAAGUGGAGAAAUGUGAUUCUUUGAAUGGUUUUUUCAUCAUAAUGAGUAUGGCUGGAGGCACAGGAUCAGGGCUAGGAGCCUUCGUUACACAGAACUUACAAGAUCAGUACUCAAACUCUCUGAAAAUGAAUCAGAUUAUAUGGCCUUAUGGAACUGGUGAGGUUAUUGUUCAGAACUACAACUCCAUUUUGACACUUUCUCACUUGUACCGAUCUUCAGAUGCCCUCCUUGUUCAUGAGAAUGAUGCUGUUCAUAAGAUCUGUGCGAAACUGAUGAAUAUCAAGCAGAUCUCCUUCCGUGAUAUAAAUCAAGUCCUCGCACAUCAGCUGGGAAGUGUGUUCCAGCCUACUUACUCUGGGGAAGGCUCAUUUCACUACAGAAGAAAUCCACUAGGAGACUUGAUGGAGAAUUUAGUUCCCCAUCCAGAAUUCAAGAUGCUGGGUGUUCGUAACAUUCCUCAAAUGUCUGAGAAUUCACUGGCAUACAGCACAUUUACUUGGGCUGGCCUCCUCAAGCAUUUGAGACAGAUGCUCAUUUCUAAUGCGAAAAUGGAAGAAGGUAUUGAUUGGCAGGUACGGCCUCCUUUAUCAGGACUUCCUACACUUGGUAAAAUGUCUCUCAACAAGGAGUUUCACUUUAACACUUCCAUUGCUAACUUGGUCAUCCUUCGUGGGAAAGAAGUACAUAGUGCGGAGCUGGGAGCAUUUAAAGAUCCAGCUCUCUAUACUUCCUGGUUAGAGCCUGUUCAUGCUUUCAGUGUGUGGAAAACCCAGCGAGCCUUUAGCAAAUAUGAGAAGUCUGCAGCGUUGGUCAGCAAUAGCCAGUUCUUAGUAAAACCACUUGAUAUGAUUGUGGGCAAAGCAUGGAAUAUGUUUGCUUCAAAAGCCUACAUUCAUCAGUACACAAAAUUUGGAAUUGAAGAAGAGGAUUUUUUGGACAGUUUCACAUUGUUAGAACAGGUUAUUGCUAGUUACUGCAACCUCGGAUUUUGAACAAAGGGGAAAAAUUACCUUAAGUCAUUUUUGGACUAAAAUACUUGCAAUACUACUUUCUCCGUAAGGUUUUUCAAAUUCCUAUCUGCUAAUGUAACAAGGUUGAAUGCUGAUUCCCUCUUCAUACUAUAGCCACAGAAAAGGAGAAAAACCUUUCAUGUUUUCAAUGAAAACAUCUACUUGAAAUUUUCCUUUGUAAGAAAAAAUACUGGUACUUCUUUAAAGAACUUUGGAAACCCUUUGCUGAGAUGUCAGAACUCUAGAACUAUCAGAAAAGGAAACUUCCCUCUUUAUUCCAAAAAGCAUUCACUAAAUAUGAGCUAAACUUUCAUAGCACAAUUUUCAGCUAAGAAAUUGCAAUUCCGUAUUUAAAUAUAUUCAUCUUUGAAGUGAAUGUUUUGAACCAUAAGAGGGAGCUGUUGUCAAAAGCUACAGGGUGAACAUCUAUUUUUGAAUAUUUUAUUCUAAAACGGUAAGAUUUUCCACUUUAAGCAGCUAUUUAAAAAUAAAUGUCAGGACUUUGUUAAUAAACGUAUAUCAUGCUUAAAUACAAAAGUAAAUAAGCAAGUGUUUACUUUGUUUGCUGUUCUUAAAUUU
This is a messenger RNA of Physeter macrocephalus (sperm whale), 2262 nucleotides long. It is a transcript of the gene TUBD1, whose product is annotated as tubulin delta 1. The transcript is spliced from 9 exons. The record is from RefSeq and is a predicted model, not a curated record. Gene Ontology annotation, biological process: mitotic cell cycle; microtubule cytoskeleton organization. Gene Ontology annotation, cellular component: cytoplasm; microtubule. Bases 298 to 1665 code for a protein of 455 amino acids. NCBI's taxonomy places the organism in Eukaryota, Metazoa, Chordata, Mammalia, Artiodactyla, Physeteridae. Gene Ontology annotation, molecular function: GTP binding; structural constituent of cytoskeleton.